Spizellomyces punctatus DAOM BR117 is the source of this 1117-nucleotide messenger RNA. RefSeq lists its product as uncharacterized. Lineage: Eukaryota; Fungi; Chytridiomycota; Chytridiomycetes; Spizellomycetales; Spizellomycetaceae. The record is from RefSeq and is a predicted model, not a curated record. Gene Ontology annotation, molecular function: oxidoreductase activity. Bases 51 to 1043 code for a protein of 330 amino acids. The transcript is spliced from 6 exons.
GCACCUUGAAAGGCCCAUUGGUAUAAAAAUACCCUAUUCGCUCCCCUUCAAUGGCAUACUACAGACUACAGUACAGACAAACAUUUUAUCUUUUGAGGAAUUUCAAGCGAUUCUACUUUGCAGCUCCCAAGAUCCACAGAAUGCCGACACCGACUUACCCUCAACCAGGUCAAAUCCCGCCCCAAACCCAAACCCAUGCCCCUCAACCUGGGCUUCAACACGAAAUGACGCCGCGGCCCAUUGAUACUGGCCUUGAGGGCGACGGAUUGGAAGAAUACAAGGGAAUUGGAAAGUUAAAGGACAAGGUCGCCAUUGUCACCGGUGGGGAUUCAGGCAUUGGGCGUGCGGUUUCCAUCAUGUUUGCGAGGGAGGGUGCGGAUGUUGCUGUUGUUUAUUUACCCAAAGAGCAAAAGGAUGCGGAAGUGACGCGGAGAGCGGUUGAGGAAGCUGGGAGAAAGUGUUUGUUGAUUCCCAAAGACGUUUCUCGCGAGCAAGACUGCGUCUCCCUCGUCCAAACCACUAUCGACACAUUCGGCCACCUCGAUAUCCUCGUCAACAAUGCCGCCGUCCAACAUAUGAAAGAAUCCAUCACGGAACUGAGCACAGACCAACUGGACCAAACCUUUAAAACAAACAUUUAUUCCAUGUUUUGGAUUACGAGGGAGGCGCUUAAGCACAUGCGUACUGGGAGUGCUGUGAUCAAUACUACGAGUGUCACGGCCUAUAAGGGGAGCCCGCAUUUGUUGGACUAUUCUGCUACAAAGGGCGCCAUCGUAUCGUUUACUCGCUCCCUUGCCCUCCAACUCGCUCCAAAGGGCAUCAGAGUCAACGCCGUGGCACCCGGUCCCAUUUGGACACCCCUUCAACCUGCAUCCAGACCGGAAGAUAAUGUUGAAAGCUUUCAAGAAAAAGUUCCGCCUCUGGGGCGAGUGGGUCAACCGGCCGAAGUGGGUCCCUCAUAUGUCUUUUUGGCAUCCAAAGAGGCGAGUUACUAUACUGGACAGGUGCUUCACCCGAAUGGAGGAUAUAUUAUCAACGGGUAGGCUGGGAAGGAGAGUGUGGAUAUACGCUGGGAUGUGCACCAUGGCGCUUUGUAUAAAUAUAUUCUUGCUUUGUA